Funneliformis geosporum is the source of this 735-nucleotide messenger RNA. Lineage: Eukaryota; Fungi; Glomeromycota; Glomeromycetes; Glomerales; Glomeraceae. The record is from the annotation of a GenBank genome assembly.
GACUUCUUGGCUUUGAAGAAUACUUUAAAUCAAUUCAUCACACACAUUCGAUUCUUUGAAUUGUCUUCAAAAGAUUUUAACGAUAAGGUUCGGCCUUUUAAGAAACUAUUGCCAAAAACACUGUUUGAAGAUAUUGUGACGUUUUAUAUGAUAAAUGUUCAACAAAAUAUGCCGCCUCCUCGUAAUGGAAGAGUUGAUGUUGGUUCAACGAUCAUCAGAUCAAAACAUGCGUCCAUCCUUACUAAUUGGAUUCAAAGGAAGGAUGCUAAAACAAAAAUUCCAAAUGAUAAAUUUAAUUUUAACCUCAUAUACCGUGGAAGUAGGGAUGGUUUUGAUGUCCAAAUUAUGCGUAAAAAAUGUAAUGGACAAGGAGCUUAUAUUUUAAUUAUUAAAAUUAAUGAAAAUGAUGCUAUAAUUGGUGGUUAUAAUCCUCUUGGUUACAUUCUUAAAAGAAGAAGUAAAGGUUAUCCCUACGAUUAUUGGACUAAAACUACCAAAAGUUUUAUAUUUUCUAUUGAUAAAAAAGAUUGGAAAAUUAGUCGUGUUGCAAGUGCAGAUCAUGCUAUAUAUGAACUUUAUGAUACUUGUAACCAUGCGUUGAAUUUUGGUGACAGUGAUUUGGUUAUCAAUGGUAAUGCUGGCACAUGCAAUCAAAAAUAUUAUGAAAGCAAAAUUUUGAAUACAGAUAAGUUUACCAUUAAAGAAAUGGAGAUGUUUGCAUUCAAGGUUGAGUAA